Molecule: messenger RNA, 2006 nt
Organism: Manihot esculenta (cassava)
Lineage: Eukaryota; Viridiplantae; Streptophyta; Magnoliopsida; Malpighiales; Euphorbiaceae
Product: basic leucine zipper 34
Exons: 4
Coding region: 933-2006 (357 amino acids)
Biological process (GO): positive regulation of DNA-templated transcription
Cellular component (GO): nucleus
Molecular function (GO): DNA-binding transcription factor activity; DNA binding
Source: RefSeq, a predicted model, not a curated record
GUUUAAACCCAUUACAUAUUGAAAGAAGACUUCAUGAAAGAAUAUAAACUACAAAAGGCUCAAAGAUGUAAUAAUAAAUACCUUAACCCAAGCUAAAACUAACGACCCAAUUUAGAAAUUAUCAUCGCUCUGUCAUAAAUCCAAAAAAUUAAUCACCUUUUGCAGCCACAGGAAAAAGCAUACUGCUUCCGAACAACACUUCAACCAUGGAAAAUAAGACCUGCACUUUUAGAAACUCCAUCGCAACACCAACACCAGAAAAGAUAAAAAGUAUCCAACGGUUUCAAUACCUUAUAUCCGUUAAUAGCCAUUUUAGAGAUGAGAUGCUUCAAGUAGUUCCUCUGAACUAUAUAAAUUUAAAUGUUUAUACCGUUGAAAUAAAUAAUUUAUAUAUUAAUAGAGUUUUAAAGUUUAGUAUAAAUAAAUAAUUUACAAUUAAUGAUUUGUAUGGGAAACAAUGCAUUAGAUAAUCUGUUGCUGCUGCUGCUGCUGAUGGCGGCGGCGGCUGGUGACUUUCUAGUAAAGCCCCCGACUCCACCCUUCUCCUCCCACACCUCUAGGUCUUAGAAAAAUACCUAAUAGAAAAAAUCUUCAAAGAAAGAAAAAAUUAAGACAUGGAACUAAAACAUAACCAUCAUGUUGUUUUUUUUGUUGGGCUUUGCUUCUCUCGUACAGUUAUAUCUCCUUCGUUCCUUAUAUAUUAUUGAGAGUGAUUAUAGGAAUACCCACCAAGCUUUUCCCGGUAUUAGUUAGUUCUUUUCUUGAUCUCUCCUAACUACUCAGUGUUCUAAGGAGCCAAAGAUUAAUUUUUCUAAAUCAUUAUUAGGUGGUUGUACUCUUUGCCUUCUUUGGUCUGUUCUGUUUCAGUUGUUGGAUACUGAAUUUCUCUUUCAGUUGUUGGAUUUCUUCCCUUUUGUUUCCCUUAUAUUAUCAUGCUCUACGUUUUUUAUAUGAUGGACACGCCCAUCUGGAAAAAUUAUUUUCAUACAAUAUCUACCCGUGUUCUAAGGUUUUCAGAUUAUAGCAUGGCUGAAUUGCCUCCCAGAAUACCCACUGUCACCCCAAAUUGGCCUCCAUUGUUUCCACCUCAAACAAUGUCUAAUUAUUUCUCUAAUACUCACACCGCCGCCGCCGUCGUUGACACCCAUCAACCCUCCUGUGUUGAUGAAUUUUCGGACUUCACGUCCACUAGACGAGCCGCUCAUCGCCGUUGUAUAAACGAUUCCAUCGCAUUUCUUGAGACAAGUACAACACCAUUGGACGAGGACUGCAACAACCAGACUAAUAACAACAACGAUAAUAAUAAUUAUUAUGUUCCCUCAAAUGGCUUUAUCUCCAGCAAUUUUGAGUUCGACAGGCUAGAUGACGACCAGCUCAUGUACAUUUACUCCGACGACAUGUCGUUGUCGAUGCUACCAUCCUCGUCAAACCCAUCAACAGCGUCCGGUCAGAACAGUAACAAUGAUGAUAAACCAAUGGUGGGAUUUAAUCAACAUCAACAACAUAAAAAGAAGCAGCAACCGGCCAAGAUUGAGUCUGGGGAGGUGAAGAGCACAUGCAAGCAAGAACCACGAACGCAACAGCUUCCCACAUCUCCUAAUGGCGACCCUACCAUUAUCGACCCUAAGAGGGUUAAGAGAGUUUUGGCAAAUCGUAAAUCUGCUCAAAGGUCAAGAGCGAGGAAAUUACAAUACAUUUCAGAGCUUGAGCGGAGUGUCACGACAUUACAGAUGGAAGUUUCAGCAUUGUCACCAAGAGUAGCGUUUCUGGACCAUCAAAGGUUGGCUUUGAAUGUUGAUAACAGUGCUCUAAAGCAAAUGAUUGCUGCUUUGGCUCAAGACAACAUUUUCAAAGAUGCUCUACAAGAGGAAUUGAAGAAGGAAAUAGAGAGGCUACAGAAACUGCAUAAGCAACAGAACCGAAAAGAGAUGAACAAAAGCAAUGCAGCACCAUCAAACCAUCAAACCAUGCACCAUGUGGGCAAGGAGGAUCUUCUCAUCAGCUGA